AUGUCCACCUCAUCACUCUCAACAUUGUCGAAUUAUAAUUUGAAAAUACCCAUUCCACCUCGUUCUGGUCGCAUUGAAGAAAACGAUCCACUCUUCUCUGAACAAACACCAAAUCAAAUCAACAACAACGAUCAAGUGAUUACAUUAAUUGAUGAAAAAGAUCCGAAUGUCAUUCAUGAGACACUCGAAUCUGAGCAAGAGUUGAUGCAUUCGUUUGGGGGAGUCAUCACUGAACCCUCUGAAGAGGAGAAAAAACAAAUACGAAAAAAGUACAAUUUGCCACCAUUUAAUACGUUAUUUCCAUAUCGGCGAGGUAGAGAUUAUUGGAAUUACAGAUAUGAGGAGAGAGCAAGCGAGUUAUUCUAUGAUUGGUAUCUCAGUUUUAACCAAAUGAAAUCAACUCUUCAACCAUAUUUAACAAGUUAUGACAUGCGAAUAUUAAUUCCAGGCUGUGGUAAUUCUCGUCUGCCCCAACAAUUGGUGAAAAGUGGUUUCAAAAACAUUCUCUGUAUUGAUUACUCUGACGUAAUUAUUAAGAAAAUGAGAAAAAUUCAUGAAAAGUACAGCGAAUAUGUAAAAUUCCAUUGUGUUGACGCAUGUUCCAUGAAAAUGAUUGAAUCUGACUCGUAUGAUCUUGUCAUCGAUAAGGCACUCACCGAUUCAAUGUCAUGCUCAACAAGUGAAAUUCGUUCAUCGAUCACAGAUAAUGUCACCCGAUACUUUUUUCAAGUCUCGAGAAUUCUAAAGCCAGGAGGAAAGUUUCUCAUCUACUCUUCAAGAGAUCGAUCAGACCUCGUAAAGACGAGUGAUGCAUCGCUGUGGUCUUCUAUUUGCACGACAAAGGUACCACGAAUUCAAACCACUAAUGAAAAGCUCCGAAAUUUCUUUCCAUCCAAUCUCUCAAACAGCUCUUUUCACUUGCUUGUUCUCUCCAAGAAGGGUGAGGAAGAUGAAUUGCCUCCUGAUGGUAUGUUCCUACUCAGUGGAGGUGCCAAAAGUGAACAAGUUGACUCGGCAUCAAUAGCCAUUGACGCCAUGAGAAGAUUUCAAAGUAAAAGCAACAGCAUUCUGUCAAAGCUUGCUGAUUUUGAGCGUGAAGUACGAGAGGAACAGCAACAGGAGUUUCUUUGA
Molecule: messenger RNA, 1131 nt
Organism: Naegleria fowleri
Lineage: Eukaryota; Heterolobosea; Eutetramitea; Acrasida; Naegleriidae
Exons: 3
Coding region: 1-1131 (376 amino acids)
Source: RefSeq, a predicted model, not a curated record